UACGUAAUAGUUAAUGGCGGAUUGGGGUUUCGUGCCAGAGCUGAGUCAGAUCCAAUCGUGCGUUGAAUCCUCGAGGCACGCGGGUUACUCCUCCCCUCCUCCAUCCGGAUCCCUUCCUGAGCUCCUGUUCUGGAUCCCUUCCUGCGCUCCUGUGCAAAGGGAAAAAGUGGUAGAAGUUUCCCCACCUCCUCUGACAAUGCUCUGAAAUCACACCUGCUUUCCUCGCUUCCGGGAAGGGAAGAAAGCAGGGAAGAGAAGAGAGAAGAAUGGCUCUGCCUUUUUCUCAUCGUGCCAAGGAAUGGAGAUUCCCUUUCAUCUUUGUAGCCGUCACCACUCUUGUCACCGUGGCUGCGGUCGCUGCUUUCUUCCUCCUGACCACCAACGGCAACAUCUACGUGGAUCAGACCAUGAUAGUGGUGCGUGAUUCUCAGGCCACAGGAUCUCCGCCGGAUCACCCCGUUGCAGUACCAUCACCGGGAAAAGCGUCUGAGAGGACUUCCUCGAGUAGACCUGUGAUUGCGCCCAAGAGUACUCCUAGAAGCACGCCCAGGAAUACGUCGGAGAAGGCGACAUCUAUGGAGGCGGCAAGGGAGGAAGAAGUGGCACCGGCUGAAGACGAUGGUGGUCUGCAAAUGGACUGGAGAGUUUGUGGUGGGAAAGUAGCUGCGGAUUACAUUCCCUGCCUUGAUAACUACAGAGCCAUCAAGAGACUGAAGUCGAGGCGGCAUAUGGAGCACAGGGAACGGCAUUGCCCGAAUCCGAGUUUGAGGUGCUUGGUUCGUUUGCCGAAGGGUUACCGGGUACCCGUCCCAUGGCCUCGAAGCCGAGAUAUGAUUUGGUAUGAUAAUGUGCCUCACUCAAAGCUUGUUGAUUAUAAGAAGGACCAGAACUGGGUGAAACUCUCUGGUCAGUUCCUCGUCUUCCCUGGAGGUGGAACUCAGUUUAAAGAUGGAGUUGCACACUAUGUUCAGUUUCUAGAAAAGAUUUUAAUAUCAAUCAAAUUUGGGCUGCAUACAAGGGUCGUUAUGGAUGUUGGUUGCGGCGUUGCUAGUUUUGGUGGGUACCUCCUGGACAGGGACGUUCUCACAAUGUCAUUUGCACCAAAAGAUGAACAUGAAGCUCAGAUACAAAUGGCCCUUGAGCGAGGAAUACCUGCUUUUCUAUCGGUAAUCGGGACUCAGAGGCUUACUUUUCCAAGUAAUGUAUAUGAUAUGGUGCAUUGUGCCAGAUGUAGGGUUCACUGGUAUGGAGAUGGUGGAAAGCCCUUGCUGGAGAUCAAUAGGGUUCUCAGGCCUGGAGGUUACUUUGUCUGGUCUGCAGCACCAGUUUAUCGCAAUGAUCCUAGACAUACAAAUCUUUGGAAUGCCAUGGUAACUUUGACAACUUCAAUGUGCUGGAAGAUUGUAGCAAAUAAGUUUGACAAGUCGUCUGGCAUUGGGGUUGUAAUAUAUCAGAAACCCAUUUCGAGUAAUUGUUAUGCAAAGAGAGUUUCAAAUGAUCCUCCAGUAUGCGAUGGCAGCCAAAUUUAUAAUAGUUCAUGGUAUACACCAUUGGAGGGUUGCAUUUUCCCACUACCAUCAUCGAGCUCAGGACCAGGUUAUAGGUGGCCUCAGCCUUGGCCGAGAAGGCUCAAAAGCAGACCUGCUUGGUUAUCUGAGUCCGUAAAUAACCUCCCAAGCUUUGAAGAAGAUACUGAAAGCUGGGGAAGACGUGUAUCAGAUUUCUACUUACAAGGGCUUUCACUCAACUGGUCAAGUGUUCGGAAUAUAAUGGACAUGAAUGCAGGCUACGGAGGAUUUGCCGCAGCACUCAUUGGUGAGCCUGUAUGGGUCAUGAAUGUCGUGCCCGUCAAUGGACCAGACACACUGCCGACCAUUUUCGACAGAGGGUUGAUCGGGAUUUAUCAUGAUUGGUGUGAAUCAUUCAACACGUAUCCACGGACAUACGAUCUUCUUCAUGCAUAUGAUCUAUUCACUAAUCUUCCACAAAGGUGCGACAUGAUCGACAUGGUAGUGGAAAUGGACAGGAUACUAAGACCUGGGGGAUGGGCCUUGAUCAAGGAUUCUGUUCCCAACAUGAAGAAACUGAAAGCCAUUAUGCUUUCUCUUCAUUGGAAAAUUUCUUUUCAGAACAGUGAGUUUCUCGUUGGUAGGAAAAGCGAUUGGCGGCCAACAAGUGUAGAAUUGAACUAGACAAUUCUUUGCAGUUUAUCCACUUUAUUUAUUAAUUUUUUUUUUGGGGUACUAGAACUAUCAUGUAUGUAUGCAUGAUUGUUCCAUGAUCAUCAUGUUCUGUUAGCCAAGAAUAUCCAUGUCUCUGUGCAAAAUGCUUUGAUGUCGACCUCUAGUUGAUUCUCAUUUUACUGCUUUUGAGAGUGCUUGGUUUU
This is a messenger RNA of Nymphaea colorata (pocket water lily), 2386 nucleotides long. Its product is annotated as probable methyltransferase PMT23. Bases 267 to 2192 code for a protein of 641 amino acids. The record is from RefSeq and is a predicted model, not a curated record. Gene Ontology annotation, molecular function: methyltransferase activity. Gene Ontology annotation, cellular component: trans-Golgi network; endosome; cytoplasm. The transcript has 8 exons. NCBI's taxonomy places the organism in Eukaryota, Viridiplantae, Streptophyta, Magnoliopsida, Nymphaeales, Nymphaeaceae.